AUGUCCUUACACUGUGCGCAGUCACAGCACAGUGAGCAGCCGAUGAUCAGCAAACGAUUUACUCUGCAAGAUGAGGAGUUUGGUGAAGAAAGACUUGUCUGCUUCAUUAAAGCACCACCUUCAAUCCAUAAGAAUGUGCAGUGCAGAUUUAUGGAUGACAUUAGCUCUUUAGUGGUAUCGGAUUCAGAAGAACUUGUCAGCAAUGUUGUGAAUAUAGCUGGUCUUGAUGAUCACCUUAAAAUCCCUUUCCCAAUUAGUAUUUCAAUUCCAUUCAAUAGUCAUUACAGAGGAAGUUAUAAGGAUGUGAUGGUAAAAGUCACUGAUGAAAAUAUACAGUCAAGUUAUUUAACGCCUAUCUCUUUAGAAGGACAUCAUGGCAAAUACAAGAAAGAGAAUUUUACUGUUCUUAAAAAAGGAUUAUCUUUAAAGCUGAGCGUGGAUUCACGGAUUUCCUUAAAUUACCCCCCGGGCUGCUUCAGCUCUUCAGUAAUUGUGCAGUUUAAGGUUCAACCAAUAGAUACAUCAUUGAUCUCUUUACUGAAAGCAAAGCAUGAUAUAUAUCAUCCGGUUGUGUCAAGCAGCCCAGUCAUUCAAGUGAAACAGCCAUCAGUUCAGGCUUUCCGCAAGUCUGUCACAGUUUUCCUUCCAUGCCCUCCGAACCCAGAGAAAAAGAAGGCAGGAGAUGAUGCAGAAAAUAAGAGGGCAGCAAGCGCUGCAGCUUCAAAAACCACAGGAACACGUCAGAUUCGAGCAGUCAGUGCCUCAGUGAGGAAACACGGUGAUAAUCCUAGUGAAUUACUGAAACUGCUGGCAUUAAAAGAAGAUCAGUGGAUUGUUUUAGACGACAUUGUGGUAAAAAAUGUUCAGAAUGGCAUAGUCUCAUUUGAAGUGACUGAACAUAUGGAGAGAUUUAUUGUAGUCCGUCUUUCCUCAGCUAUGGACAACACUCACUUGAUUAGCUUUAUUCAGAGCCUGGAAUAUGCUAUCUACAGCUCAGUGGUCCACGUUGUACUAUAUAGAAAAAUUGAUAACUGUAACAAAGCCAUUGUUGAGCUGGUUCCAUCCAAGGAAUUACAUUGGGAAAUCCCUGCUCUAAGUGAGGCAGGAUACACUGGACCCCCUGAACCAUCUGAGCCAAUUGAGCUUCAAGAGGGAGACCAAAUUCACUUUAGAUUUUGUGGAAACAUAACGGCAUCAGAUGGUCAAGAGUCCGGAAACACAUUUAAACUCACAUUUCAUUCACAAAGAAUGCAGAAAAAGUACUUGGACCUUAGUGUUGUGGAUGAGUUUGGAAACUAUAGUUCCCCACAUUAUAAGGGGACUGCUGCCUUUUAUAUAAUAUCCAAAGAAGAAGUUUCAGAAAGUUACAAGUCGGGACUGUCCAAAGACAAUUAUAUACAGCAACGGAAUCCAGUCUGCAAGCUGUCAGUAAUACUUCCAAAGGUGGAAAAAAAUAUCAGUCGUCCAUCAAGUACAAAAUCAUUGACGUUAGGUCCUAGAGAUAUGUUGUGGGACAGUGUUCUCAAAUGGGUGGCUCAAGAACUUUCAGAAGAAGAUGCCUCAGAGCUGUUACUUUCUCUACCGAUUCAUCGCAGUACUAUCCAGCUAGUGAGACUAAAAAGCCCACAUAACUUGACUAAUCAGAUCUAUGAAUUACUGAGUCUCUGGAAGAAAAGACUUCCCACAUCAAUAGAUAAGUUUCCACUUUUAGCUCGACAUCUGCACAAAAGUGGGAGAAGUGAUCUAGUGGAGCAGAUGAAAGUGAAAUGGGAGCCCAACAUGCGUGGAGUAGCAACACUUUAACCUUUCAAGGAAAUUCUUCUGUAUUUUUAUUUUAAUUUUAUUUUUUUAACAAACAUUUGAAAGGGUCAAUAAUUUUUAUGUACAGUAUUUAUCUUCAGUCAUACUUCACUUCUGUAUAUUUUUUCCAAUUAAAAAUGUUAAUGGUUAAGCAAUAUUUUCAUUUUUUCAUCAUCACAUUUUUUUUUACUUUUCUGUUGACGUAGCGACAUGAGAGCUUGUUUUUGUGAGACAAACUGUA
Messenger RNA from Bufo gargarizans (Asiatic toad), 2041 nucleotides. RefSeq names its product death domain containing 1 (gene DTHD1). Gene Ontology annotation, biological process: signal transduction. Gene Ontology annotation, molecular function: protein binding. The transcript has 9 exons. Bases 1 to 1803 code for a protein of 600 amino acids. The record is from RefSeq and is a predicted model, not a curated record. NCBI's taxonomy places the organism in Eukaryota, Metazoa, Chordata, Amphibia, Anura, Bufonidae.